Molecule: messenger RNA, 1222 nt
Organism: Daphnia pulicaria
Lineage: Eukaryota; Metazoa; Arthropoda; Branchiopoda; Diplostraca; Daphniidae
Exons: 3
Coding region: 664-1074 (136 amino acids)
Source: RefSeq, a predicted model, not a curated record
UAUAGAAAUUAAAAAUCGACCUCCCUCCGGAUCAUAGAAAAAAUUUGCAUGAGACCCGCAGAUAAUCAUUUUUAUAGACUGUGAAACCGCCACAACAAGACUCUCACAGGCCCUAUCAUGGGAAUUAGUAAACUUUAGCGAUGGAAGAUACCAAGCAAAUGCCAUUUGAAUGUCGUCAUCGAGUCCCUCUUAUUAUUUUCUCGUUCUUCGAAAUAACUAAUGAUUUGAAGGUCAAUGAAACUUGUACAGUCUGUUGGUAAUCAAACAAUUCCAGUUUACCGGGGUCGGCAUUAUUUUAAAUGAGUCGCCCAAGCCAUUAAAACAAAUAUAAUUUAAAAAAAAUCGAUUUCAAGAUGCCAACUGAUACAUUUGAUCCGCAGACCGGUCGAAAUCCUGCCAAAUAGUUUCCAGAUAAAUCAUACUAGGAAACAAAAAAGCUUGUCUAGUUGCCUAAUUGGUUCACGAAGCCAGAUAUUAAAAAAUACAAGUUUUCUCAAGUCUUGGAAACAUUUGACGCAAUCGUCUAUGUAUUGAACAAAGAAAUGAUGGCGCAGAAGAAGAAGCAUCGGAAACCGUAUAAAAUGAAUCUCCAGUUGUCUGUUGGAGAGUGACAGACCAGGUCGUAAUUGUGUUACUCAAGAGUCACCGACGACAUAACCCGACAUGUCCGUCACUUACAUUUGUCUACUAGCGUUGGUGUUGACUCCGUUGGUGGCCAAUGGCAGACCAGCAGCAGAUUCCAUCGAGUCCAUCUUGACCCCUAGGGAAACACGCCAGUAUAACAUGUCACCUGUUCCGGCAGCACCCUGGCUUAUGACACCGUAUGGGUUCCGACAGCAAAGUUUCGGACGAUAUCCAUAUCUGGCGACACCUGGGACCCCAGCAGCUCAGGUCCAGGAACGAUUUGGACUUGCUCUUCUGUUGAGUCUAUUUGGCGGUGGUGGUGGUGGUGGUGACGGUGGUGACGGUGGUGACGAUCGAAAUCCCUGGAAUUUUCGGCCCCUGGCCAAUUUCCAGCAACAAAUGGCCAAUCCGCAGCCGUUUUUCUGGCCGCUGACUACCGCGCUCGGUUAAAUAAUUAUUUAGAAAUUCAUCUCUGAAUUAAAAAAUAUGAAAUUAAGAAAAAAUAAAUGCAUUUAAUUAAAAAAAAAGAAAAUUGAUUUGUUUUCUUCUUCACAUUAAUUUAAUCAAAGCAAACUUCGCAAUACAAUUGUAUAACUUA